GUCAGGUAGAUGUUUGGAGGAUCAGCAGUCGCACGUGGGCUGACCGGACGCGUUGCGCGCACAUUCGUGUUCCGUUCACUGCGCUCGAGCGUCGAGGACUGCGCGAGAGGAGAUGAAACUUUCCCUCGGAGGGACCGAGCGCCAGGAGAUUUUUCCAUCACAAGACCGAGAUCAUUGCUGCCAGACGUUUUGUAAAUGAAGACAUCUGCCGUUGUACACCUGGUUGCUCUCGCGGCUUUACUUCGCGCCUCUUCUCACGUGUGUGCCAUUCCUCCAGAAUGUGACCUAGACUUCAUGCUACUCAGAGAGGAGGAAAACUGCUACAACAUCAUCUAUCAAGAGAACUUGACAGAGACUGGGUCCACACGCACAGGUUGCAGUGCUUUAUGGGAUGAUCUGAACUGUUGGCCUCAUGCUGAAGUGGGAGAGACUGUGUCUCGGCCGUGCCCCAAUUUCCUUCGGGUCAAAGGAGCUGUGAUGAAAAACUGCACUGAGAAUGGCUGGUCUGAAAUCUUUCCCUCAUACGAACUCGCCUGUGCCCAUGGGCUCAAUAACAGCUUUCAAAUUCCCAAUGACUUGGUGCUGGUCUCACAUGAGUAUUUCUUUUAUGUGAAGAUCCUGUAUUCUGUGGGAUACGCCGUCUCUCUUUUCUCACUCAGCAUUGCCCUCACAGUGUUGUGUGUGUUCAGGAAGCUGCACUGCACUCGUAAUUUUAUCCACAUGCAGCUUUUUUUGUCAUUCAUCCUGAGAGCCAUCUUCAUCUUCAUCAGAGAUGCUGCGCUGCAUUACUCACAGGAGUAUUACCAUUGCAACUCUCAUCCGCCUGGCUGCAAAGUGGCACUGUUCCUGUCUAAUUACUGCAUCCUGGCAAACUACAGCUGGCUGCUGGUCGAAGGACAUUAUCUUCACAGCCUCAUUAACCUCUCACUGCGUUCACAGAAGAAACGUCUGCACUGGUACAUCCUGCUUGGCUGGGGGAUCCCAAUGAUCAUUAUUAUUAGCUGGAGUUUGGCCAAAUACCGGCACCAGGAUGAAGGAUGCUGGGAGACGAGAGAUCAUGGCUGGAUAUGGUGGAUACUGCGAGUUCCAGUAAUCAUUUUUAUCACAGUAAACAUGCUGUUUUUUCUGAGUAUAAUUCGGACAUUAGUGGCUAAACUGAAAGCUCCUGACAUGCAUGGAAAUGAAAUCAAUCAUCACAGGAAGCUGGCGAAAUCUACAUUUCUCUUAGUGUCGCUCUUUGGACUGCAGUAUGUGCUCUUUGCCUUUUUUCCUGAUAGAGUGAGCGUGCUAACCUUCAAAAUCUGGAAUGUCAUUGAGCUAGCAUUAGCAUCCACACAGGGCUUUAUUGUGGCACUGCUGUACUGUUUUUUGAAUGGAGAGGUACAAUAUGAAGUCCAAAGACGAUGGAGACGGUGGCGCCUGAAGCAGCAUUUCCAUGGUGAUCCCAGGGUGCAUCACAGCUCCCUGAGUAACAGUGGCCUGCCGCUGACACAGGUCUCACUGCUGACACGUCCCAGCACACAGACCACCUGACCACAAGCACCCAACACCACCGGAGAUCACUCGUGCCACAAUCCAACAGCUAAAAUCAUAACACAUGCAUCCCCAUUUACCCAAUCCCUCCGGCCAACUAAAACAACAGUCUCCAACAGAAAAGCUUCAUGGCCAUAACAAACUCUCACAUACAACUACAUUCUACAUUCUUGUGAUGUACCUGCAUCAGUUGCAUUGCAUCACUGCCAUUCAUAAAUCUCUCACAUCGCCUCAUGGGAUAGUAAUGAGUCCAUUGCAUGCACACUUCAGAUUCACGCAGGAAGUAGAAGGUCAUCCUGGUACUUUUUUGCCUUCUCUAUUGUGACUAUUGUGAAUUAGGACAUACUACUUUAGUCACAUACUGUUUUUCACCUACUAUGUAGCAGGGAAGUAUGUGGUUUCAGAUGCAGCUUUUAUUACCUGAAUGGACAUACUUAUAGCGUUGUAAAAAUGCAAGUGUUUACAAGAGCUCUAUUUUGAUUUUCAGUACUUUGUAUUUUAAAAUAAACUUCUAAGUGUCUGUUCAGUAGUCUCUAUAACAGAUUACACAGUUUAGUAAUUGUGCUGCUUCUGAUUAAUUGAUAAAAGUUAAAAAUGUUAUACAAAAUAAACAUACUUCUCUUUGUGCCAAUAAAAUGUGCACCACUUUGUUUUACUACCAAAUUAUAUGUAAUAGGCUAUCUAUUUAUUAUGAAUAUUUAACUUAACUCUAACUUAAUUUCUAUGACUUCUUGCAAGAUUUCAGCAAAAAGUUCUCACAAUUUAUUUCCAAACAAGAUGCAUGAUGAGAUUCACUUAGCCUCAAUCAAUGUUCUGGAGUGGUGUGGAUUUUUUUAAUGGAUAGUCUUGCAAACAUACUUCCUGUUGUGUGUACGCACUCUCAAGUGGCCAAGACCGCAAGUGGGGUAUUUGGAAAAGCCCUUUGUUUCGAAGUGGACCAAGAACCCUGAAAAUGUGGAUCUUGGUCGAAUGGCAGUGUUCACACUUAUUCAAGUGUACACUAACAGAGCAAUCGCACCAGAUUUAUUUUUAAUCAAACCAAAUCAGCCAAGUGUGAACCCACCCUUAAAGGAAACUGAGCAUGUAAAUUGUUUUGUUUUAGCAAUGGUAAAUUCAUCCCCUUGUUCAUCUAUGUGUAAAUAUUGAGAUGAUGCCUUGGACACCUAUUAUCCAUGUAUUGUGCUGUGAAAUAUAUAGUGAGUUGUGGGAAAACAUUGUAAAGAAAAUAAAAAUAUUGUUAUUAAAUUAACUGAUCCCCAUGUAUAGUUAAGUAUUAAAAACACUGUAAAAUGGUCUGUUCAAUGAUGACAAAGAGAGAAUUCUCUCUUUAAUAAACUUUUAAGACUAA
Messenger RNA from Carassius gibelio (silver crucian carp), 2881 nucleotides. RefSeq names its product secretin receptor. The transcript is spliced from 13 exons. Gene Ontology annotation, biological process: adenylate cyclase-modulating G protein-coupled receptor signaling pathway; cell surface receptor signaling pathway. Gene Ontology annotation, molecular function: secretin receptor activity; G protein-coupled peptide receptor activity; peptide hormone binding. The coding region runs from base 196 to 1533 and encodes 445 amino acids. Gene Ontology annotation, cellular component: plasma membrane. The record is from RefSeq and is a predicted model, not a curated record. Lineage: Eukaryota; Metazoa; Chordata; Actinopteri; Cypriniformes; Cyprinidae.